This is a messenger RNA of Coniophora puteana RWD-64-598 SS2, 962 nucleotides long. Its product is annotated as electron transfer flavo protein beta subunit. The record is from RefSeq and is a predicted model, not a curated record. The transcript is spliced from 7 exons. Lineage: Eukaryota; Fungi; Basidiomycota; Agaricomycetes; Boletales; Coniophoraceae. The coding region runs from base 19 to 831 and encodes 270 amino acids. Gene Ontology annotation, molecular function: electron transfer activity. Gene Ontology annotation, cellular component: cytosol.
CCUACCUUCUCGUCGACCAUGAGGCCCUCUGCAGUCCGUCUCCUCAAUAUCUUGGUCCCAGUAAAGCGGGCAGUCGACUAUGCCGUCAAAAUUCGUGUUAACCCACAGCAGACUGGCAUUGACCUCAACGUCAAGCACUCGAUGAACCCUUUCGAUGAGAUUGCCGUGGAGGAAGCCGUCCGCCUGCGGGAGCGUAUGAAGGACGCCGUCAAGUCCAUCAAGGUCGUCACCAUCGGCCCCGCCAAGUCCGCCGAGACGCUGCGCACCGCGCUCGCCAUGGGCGCUGACGGCGGCAUCCACGUCGAGAUCCCUGAGUCCGCGCCCGCGCCCGAGCCGCUCGGCGUCGCGAAGACGCUCCGCGCGAUCGUCGAGCGCGAGAAGGAGAAGGCGAACGUGGACAUCGUCAUCCUCGGCAAGCAGGCCAUCGACGACGACAUGGGCCAGACAGGCCAGAUGCUCGCCGGCCUGCUGAACUGGCCGCAGGCGACGUAUGCGAGCAAGGUUGUCAUCGACGAGGCAAACAGGGUCGCGCAUGUUACGCGCGAGAUAGACGGUGGUGCGGAGGAGGUGAAGUGCAAGCUGCCUGUCAUCAUUACCACGGAUCUUCGACUUAAUGAGCCCCGUUAUGCAUCAUUACCCAACAUCAUGAAAGCAAAGAAGAAACCCAUUGAGAAGCUCUCUCCCUCAGACCUUGGUGUCGACCUCACCCCCAUACUAGAGACCUUGAAGGUCACGGAGCCUCCCAAGCGCGUAGGCGGCGGCAAGGUCGAGAACGUGGACGAGCUCAUCACCAAGCUCAAGGAGGCCGGCAUCGAGGCCGUCAAGAGCUAAACACGCAUUCCAGUACACCCUCCGAUACCCAAUCGGUAGCGUACUUGUAGAUUCACAUCUCUGGGUAGAAUUGAUACGUCCUCAAUGAACCUUCCUUGGCCUCGGGCACGACCAGAUCUCCAGCAACUUCC